UGGAAUAGGAAUUGAGUUUGGAAAAGUCAAGUCCCGCUUCCCUGGAAUUCGGCGAGCCACCGCCAUGGACGACGAGUUCAAGCUGUGCUGGAAGAACUUCCAGGACAACAUUGCCAGCGGCUUCCAGAAUCUUUACGACCGCGGCGACCUGGUGGACGUGACGCUCGCCUGCGACGGAAAGCUCCUCCAUGCCCACAAGAUAGUGCUGGCCAUCUGCAGCCCCUACUUCCAGGAGAUCUUCACCACGAAUCCCUGCAAGCAUCCCAUCAUCAUACUCAAAGAUGUGAGCUUUAACAUUAUGAUGGAGCUGCUGGAGUUUAUGUACCAAGGCGUGGUGAAUGUAAAGCACACUGAGCUGCAGUCCUUCAUGAAGAUUGGCCAGCUGCUGCAGAUCAAGGGUCUGGCCACCAAUUCCAACUCCUCCCCCGGAUCGAGUGUCUCGGAGAAGUCUUCUAGUCAGCCUCCCGCGGAAGAAGCGAAUAGCACCAACCACCACAACAAUUCCAACUCUAAUAGCAAUAACAAUAGCAAAACAGAAGCGGAUCACAAUGAAUCCAAGGGACAGAGCAAUUCGAGGACCACUUCGCCAGGUUCUGCCGGCAGAGCGUCCUCCAACGAAGCUAGCCACCUGUAUACGUCCAGCAAACGACCCAUGCCGUCGGAUUUUGGCAGCGAUUCCCUGUCCAUUUACUCCGGCAAGCAGCUGAGGCGCUCCCUCAAGGAUCAUGGGUCCGGGGGAAGCGAAGGUGGCGGCGGCGGCGGCGAGAAUGCGGAUGGUGCAGCUGGAUUGGACAGCAGCCUGAAUUCCGAGGAGUUCUUCCUGCCGCCCAUUCCGCACAUAACAAUGGGAGAACAGCGUUACGAUCUCGGAGGCCUGAAGCGCGAAUCCGAUGGUCAUCAUCAUGGUCCAUCUUCGGGCGGCGGAGGUGGUAGCUCGGGCAGUCUCACUUCCUCGGCCUCGCCCUCUGCGCCGAUCCGAAAUCCCUUUGCCCCGGCCUUCAAUCUGGACAACUACAACUUCUACAAGAGCAGCGGCAACAGCAGCGGUCCCAGUGGCAGUUCAAAUAAUUCCCUGGGUCCCGGAGGCAUCAACAACAAUGGAUCCGUGGGCCUUUCCUCUGGCACCGAAUACCCCAACGAAUUGUACAUGCCCAACGAUUACUCGAAGAACUUUGCCAACCACAUGGACAUUCCCUCAAGCGGCAGCAACAUGGUGAUGCUGUCCACCACCUCGCUGCUCCACGGCAACUGCGUGUUCAACCGCAACAACACGGUGGCCACGCAGCAGGGCAUGAAGACCUACUGGCUGUGCAAGUCCUACCGGAUCAGCAUGUGCCGGGCGCGGUGCAUCACCCACCUGGGCAGGAUCAUCUCGGCCACGGGCGUCCACAACCACACGCCGCACAUGCGCGGUGGUCAGGGAUCGUCGGCAGCUGCAACAUCCUCGGUUUCUGGCACUCCCUCUGCCCCAGCGCCGAUUCCCAGCCAGGCGGGCUACUCUCUGGCCGAUGGUGGAGGCCACCUGAGCUCCGAUUUGCAGCACGGCAACCGAGUGAGCAACAUGUUUGCCAAUCAAACGCCUCCACCGCCGCCGCCGCCACCGCCACUUCCCGUAACAUCAGCGCCGCACCACCCGCAUCAUCAUCAUCACCAUCUGGGACAGGCGCUGCCCAAUCUCCUGGUGCAGCACCACCCGGCGCCGCCGCCGCACAUUGAGCAGCAUGGCGGCUCGGCGAACCUCAUGCACAAUCCCAAUCUGAUGCACCUGCAGGCGCAACAGCAGCACCAGCAGCAACACCACCAGCAGCACUCGCCACACAAUGCACCACCAACCCAGCAGCAUAAUUUGGAUGCUGGAGCAGUGCUCCUCUCGCCGGCGCAUUUGCAGCAAAGUCCGCAAUCGAAUCGCAGCAGCCACUCCCUCCAGGCACAGAGUCCACCUCCUCAGCCAGUGGAGGAGCAGCACCAGCAGCAACAGGAAGGAGCCACCACGGAGGGAGCCACGGAUUCCAGCGCGGCUCACGUGAUCAACUCCAUUACCAUAUCCCCCAACAGCAGGCACACCUUCAAGAUGGAGAACAUGUAAGGGGAUUCCCCCUUCGGAGGAGUAAUUUAUUUUUGCCUAGCUAGAGUUUGUAGUAGAAAAUUGAAUUUGAUUCGAAGACGAGAGAGAUGGUAACCAA
Messenger RNA from Drosophila takahashii, 2183 nucleotides. RefSeq names its product protein abrupt. Gene Ontology annotation, molecular function: protein binding. The record is from RefSeq and is a predicted model, not a curated record. Gene Ontology annotation, biological process: regulation of transcription by RNA polymerase II. NCBI's taxonomy places the organism in Eukaryota, Metazoa, Arthropoda, Insecta, Diptera, Drosophilidae. Gene Ontology annotation, cellular component: nucleus.